This is a messenger RNA of Oldenlandia corymbosa var. corymbosa, 6367 nucleotides long. The record is from the annotation of a GenBank genome assembly. NCBI's taxonomy places the organism in Eukaryota, Viridiplantae, Streptophyta, Magnoliopsida, Gentianales, Rubiaceae.
CCCUAUUUAUACGAGGAGUAGGGUAUUAAACUGUGACAAAUACAUCACAUAUCAUUAAUGCUAAAUAUUACAGAAUCAUAUUACCUUGAUUAUGAAUAAAAUAUACACAUUAAUUGUGGACAUUCAGUCAAAUAUUUCAUAACAAAAACAGGGAUAAAUAAAUUAUCUUAUAUCGAGGUUUUAUUAGCACGUGCCAAUCACGUGGACAAGAUUUGUAGGCACUCCUCCUCUGUUCUCCCACUCAAAAUUGACUUGCCGUGGAAUUCCCGAAACCAUGUGUUGCGCCACCCAUCCCCUCCGUCUUCCGCCAUUAUCUUAUUUCUCUUUUGCCUAAACUGACCAUCACUGGUUCUACUUUUUAAUUACCGGCGUUCAUUUGUAUUUCAAUCGAAUCAAUUUGUUGAGAGUAUGAUGAGCGAAGAGAAUAAGGGCUUUCAAGAGCCCAACGAUGAAAUGGAAUCCAUAGCCCUCCGCGACGCCGCCGCCGCCGCGGCGGACUCCUUGCCGCCGCUCUCUUCGUCGCCUCCAUUCUUCGAGAUCCCCACCCACGAAGACGACAUCAACGGUCAUGAUCCCCUUUACUCACCGCCUAAUCCUCUCACUGACCCGCUCCAACCAAAAAGUCAAAGUCCAAACCCCGACCCUCAUUCCUUCCUCCUGGAACCUCCGUCUUACGCCGACGCCGUCUUCCGAUCUUUCGACGCCUCUUCUGAAGUUAACGAUCACGAUCUAUCCACUUCAUCGUCAUCUCCUUCCUCUUCUUCCUCCUCAUCCGAUUACCUCGUAAUCUCCGUCACCGCUCCUCGAAAGGAGCCUGAACUCUCCACGUCGCUUGUUCCUGGCGGUAGCUAUUACUAUUCUUACUUAAUUUCCACGCGAACCAACCUACCGGAGUAUGACGGUGCUGAAUUUAAUGUUCGCCGGAGGUUUCGCGACGUGGUGACAUUGUCGGACCGGUUAUCUGAGUCGUACCGAGGAUACUUGAUACCAAUAAGACCGGAUAAAAGUGUGGUGGAGAGUCAAGUGAUGCAGCAGCAGGAAUUCCUGGAGCAGAGGAGAGCGGCACUGGAGAAGUACUUGAGGAAGCUUGCCAAGCAUCCAGUUAUACGAAGGAGCGAGGAAUUAAGAUUGUUUUUGAAGGAGAAUGGGAAUCUUCCGCUGGUGAGGACUACGGAUGUGGCUUCCAGGAUGUUGGAUGGGGCGGUGAAGCUGCCGAAGCAGUUGUUUGGGGCUGAGGCAACUGCAGGAGUAGUGGAUGCGAAUGAAGUGUCCCAACCGGCGAAAGGUGGGAGGGACUUGCUAAGAAUUUUUAAGGAGUUGAAGCAGAGCAUGUCCAAUGAUUGGGGUGCAGCAAAGCCACCUGUGGUGGAGGAGGAUUCAGAAUUCAUGGAUAGGAAGCGCAAGUUACAGGACUUAGAGGUGCAGCUCAGCAACGUGUCUCUUCAGGCAGAAGAACUGGUGAAGGCACAGCAGGAUAUUGGAGAAACAGUUGGCCAACUGGGCCUGGCUUUAGUGAAGUUAACUAAGUUUGAAACUGAAGAAGCUCUCUAUGAUUCACAAAGAACGCGUGCAACAGACAUGAAGAAUGUUGCAACUGCUGCUGUAAAGGCUAGUAGACUGUACCGAGAGUUGAAUGCGCAAACUGUCAAACAUUUGGACAAGCUCCAUGAUUACCUUGGAAUGAUGCUGGCUGUGAAUAAUGCCUUUUCAGAUCGAUCGAAUGCUUUGUUGACUCUACAGACGCUUCUAUCUGAGUUGUCUUCAUUAAACUCGAGAAUUGAAAAGCUUGAAAUUGCUUCCUCCAAAAUAUUUGGUGGAGAUAGGUCUAGAAUGCAGAAGAUAGAGGAGUUAAAGGAAACUGUAAGAGUUACAGAGAAUGCCAAGACUUGUGCUAUUUCAGAGUAUGAACGAAUAAAGGAAAACAACAAAAAUGAGCUUGACAGACUAGACAGAGAGAGGCACGAGGACUUCUUGAGCAUGUUGAGAGGAUUUGUCGUUAAUCAGGCUGGAUAUGCGGAGAAGAUCGCCAAUGUAUGGGAGACUGUUGCUGAAGAAACAAGUAGAUACGCCAAAAGUGUUGGCUAAGGAGAGCCCGUAAAUAUAGCCUUUUUGACUUUUAUACUUAGUCAUGUAUGCUAAUUGAUGCCAGGACAUCGUCGUGUGGUUUAGGGUAGAUAUAUUAGUCUGCCUCUCUUUCUUUUUCUUUUUUUUUCCCCCCUUUUUUAAAAUUUUCCUUUCCUGGUUAUUGAAGCUUUCUAAGCUCAAUUGACAUUUCCAUUGUGCUGUCCGAUACACAUUAGUUAUUUGUCAUGAGAUUUAGGAAACACAUCUUGUCAUUAAACUAAAUUGGCCUUCAUAUAGAAGAAACCCUGUUUACAGGAGUCUGAUUUUUACAUUUUUCCUCUGGUAUUGGGGUAAUUGAGGGUUACUGGCUUUUAUCGCAAAGUUGUUUGGUUCUUAGGUUUUGGUCACCAUUUUUAUCCCCAGAAUUUAGUUUUUUAUUUUUGUUUUCACUUUGUUUGCCAGAAAUUAUGAGCAGUGAGACGUUCUUGCUUCCUUGGCCAAAUGGGAAAUGUCAUAUAGCAUCUAUGGCUUGUCGUUUUUACCCUGUUAUAUGUGCUCAUGAGCAAAAUGACAUUUGCAAGAGGAACUUCCUCCCAAUAUCGUAUGCUGCUUGCCAAAUACAUCAUCCUAGAUAACUGCAACUCCUUGUUGCCAUUGAGCUGUGUCUCCUCAUUUGAUAAAAACUGCAAUGAUGGAAGUUUGAUUCGAUGUAAGCGGCUAGUAAUUAUAUUGGGUUACUAAGUUUGAGCAGGCUUGUAGAAAUGGAGGUAUGUGCUAAUCUCCUUUAGUCAAGUCGAGCGAGUGAUUCGUUACCGUCUAGCCCCAGAUUGUGAAACAGGAACUAUUGCAACAUUACCAGAACAUCCAUGUUAUUGCUGUUCAUCACUACCUACCUUGUAUGGUUAAGACUGAAACUGUUUGAACCUUUUGAUAGUUGAUGGUGAUCUAGUAAGAAGAGUACAAGAUGAAGAAAUGUGUCGCAAACACAAAGGACUUUGACAUUACCAAAAUUUCUUCCAACAAGAAAUGGGGAUUGGAAGUUAGAAGCAUUCCAAGUCAGUGUAAGUUGCAGCUGAUUUGCACAAAAUUAAUGCCCUGUUUCCCUCCCCAACUAGCAAACACCAAAUCUCUAUUUACAGUGAUAAAUAGACAGAUAAGAAAUACUGAUAACACAACUGGAUUGACUACCCGAUCCCCACAGCAAAACUAAGAAUCAAUGAAAGAAUCGCGAACCCCAAAAAAAAAUAUUUUUGAUCCAACUCCCAAGUCCUAAACCAGCCUUCCCUACUCGCUAGUUGAAGAGGGGGCAGCAGCCUCUUCACUUGGGCUGGCGGCAGGAGUGUCUGGCCUGAUUUCUUCCAACUGCUGUAACACCUGCUGGACUUCCGGUCGGGCGGAUGGAGAUGGAUCAACACAAUGCAAAGCCAAUUUCAAUGUAUUCAACAAUUCAUCACCAAUUGUGGAAGCAUCCCUCAUCAAUUCCAAGUCAAACACUUCGUUUGUCCAUUCUUCUUUCACAAUGGAGGCAACCCAUUGAGGCAAAUCGACACCGUUCAUCGCCUCUCCCGGUGAUUUUCCAGUGAGAAGUUCCAGCAUGAUGACACCAAGACUGUAAACAUCAGUCUUUGUAUUGGCUUUCUUCAAUUUGGACAGUUCUGGAGCUCUAUAGCCAAGCGCUCCAGCAGUUGCAAUCACAUUUGCAUUAGCAGCAGGAGUCAUUAGUCGUGAAAGGCCAUAAUCUGAGAUUUUCGCAUUUGCAUUUUCAUCCAGCAAUACAUUGCUAGAUGUCAGAUUUCCAUGAAUAAGAUUAGCUUGAGUAUGAAGAUACAGCAAUCCUCUAGACAUGCCCUGCGCAAUUUUCAUCCUCGUUGGCCAAUCAAUCGGCGUAUCAGGUCCACGUGCUGCAACAAAACAAGAUAAUGAGUAAAUAAUGAUCACUUCACCGUUUCUACAGAUUCACAAAAUAUCUAGGAUAAGAUAGAGCUUUUACCAUGAAGGAAGGUAGCCAAACUGCCUUUUGGCAUGUAAUCAAAGACAAGAAGCUUUUCUCCUUUGGGGCCUAAAUAAUAAGCUCUCAUGGCUAAGAGGUUAGGAUGUCUGAUUUUUCCAAGUACAUUAACUUCAGUUUCGAAUUCCCUUUGACCUUUAGUAAUCUUUUCCCUCAAUCUCUUCACUGCAACAACGCUGCCAUCUUCCAAUGUUGCUUUGUACACUGUUCCAUAAGUACUUUUACCCAUAAUCUCUGCAGUAGCACACAAAAGAUCAUCUGCUGUGAAAACCAUGGGCCCAUCGAAAUGGACGAGUUUUCCACCCCCUUCUCCGCCGGCUUCAACUUCCCCUGCAGUUGGAGGCGCCCCUUUUUGGCCAGCCUUAGCCCCGGCGGCGCCGGCAGCCGCCGCCUUUCCUGCGGCCUGAGCAUCCUUUGAUUUUGCUUCAGACCUUCUCCUGCACAGCAAGCAUAAUAAAAUGAUGCAGAUGAUGACUAGAAUAACCAGGAGAGUGCCUGCUGCAAUGAUGAUAAUGUCUUUGGUGCUUAGUUUAUGAUGAUGUUUCCUUGCCGGAGUUUCUGGAGGAGCUGAUGGGGCAGGAGACGGUGGGAGUGGACAUGGGGUUGAUGCACUGUAUCCACAUAACUGAAUGUUACCCAAGAAGGAACUUUCAUUGAAUUUUUGGGCAAGAUUAGCUGGAACAGGGCCAGAGAGAUUGUUAUAAGACACAUUGAAUGAACUAAGACUUGGUAAAUCACCAAGGGAUGGUGGGAUUUCUCCACUGAGGUUGUUAAAUGAUACAUCAAGUUGUGUAAGCGUGGAAAUGUUCCCUAUUGAUGCUGGAAUAGAACCAGAAAAUUGGUUAUUCCUGAGGUUGAGAACUGAGAGAUUAUGUAGUUGGUUUAUAUCCUCGGGGAUUUGGUUAUCAAGAUGGUUGCUUUCUAAGUUCAAAGUCACUAGGUAAGACGAAUUGAAAAGAGAAGGAGGUAAGCUCCCAUUAAGAGCAUUGAAAGAGAAAUCAAGUGUUGUAAGCCUAGAUAGCUUCCCAAUUUCAUUUGGUAUCACACCAGCAAUAUUGUUAUGACUGAGUGAAAUUUCUCGGAGCUCCCUCAAAUUGGAGAAAGAAGCUGGAAUUGUACCAGAGAAUGAGUUAUGAUCAAGUAAGAGGGACUGGAGUUGAUAGAUGGCUUUAACAGGUCCACCCCAAGAAUCUGGAAUUUGGCCGGAAAGAUUGUUAUGGUGGAGAGAAACAUAAACAAGAGAUUGGGAUUGAGCUAAACUUGUGGGGAUUGAACCAGACACAGAAUUAUGGCUCAAAUCGAGCCUAAAGAGCCUAGUUGAGUUGGCAAGACUGGCGGGAAUGGUUCCAGUAAGUGAAUUGUUACUGAAAUCAAGUGUUUGAAGAAGGGGACAUAAACCAAAUGUAAGAGGGAUUGAUCCAGAAAACCGAUUAUUGAACAAUUGAAGACCCCUGAGGUUAGGCAAGAACCCCAAUGAAGGUGGUAUUUGCCCACCAAUCACAUUGUCAUGGAGACUAAGCUUUCUGAGGGCUUGAAGCUGCCCAAUCUUUUCAGUUAAUCUUCCACCUAGACCUUUCCAUGGAAGCUGGAUUACAAUGACUUGGCCUUUAGCACAUUUGAUUCCAGCCCAAGCACCCGCACAAGCUCCAACACCACUGUCAUUCCAGCUUCGUAAGAACCCCUUUGGAUCAACCAACUCGCGUUUGAAUGCUUGCAAUGCCUGAUAAUCUGCUUCUGUGAUGAUAAUGCCAUCCCAGCCCCUGCUGGAAUCUGCUGGCUGAAUCGUAUGGCACAGAAGCAAAGCUAUCAGAAACAUUAUAGGGAAACAAUGAAUCUUCCAUCUUUCCAUCUUUUUGUCUUCAGCUGGAAACUUAAAAAUUGUUAAUGGGUUCAUUUGAAAAAGACCAACCAUUACUUAACACUACAAAUUAGGACAUCAAAGUGGGAAAGAAGGCAGUUUAAAAGAUUCCUAUGAGCCUAUAUAAUUUGAGUAGUGGUAGAUGGUAAUGGAAAGUUUCCUAUUUCCCUCCUCUCCCGCUCUCACCUUUCCCUGUAAAGUUUCUCUCUUUUGGAAGCUCAGACCCAAGAGAGAGAGAGAAAGUGUGAAACAAAGAAAUGAAACAGUUGAAAACACAAGUGUUUGUAGUGUAAGAUUUUUAAGAUAGGGGGAAUGGGUGGUUUUUGUUCCUGUAAUGAGGCACGUGAAGAACCGUACAGAAAGAAGAGCCGAAUCUACUAAAUGAGCAAAAAUAAAGAAAAUGGAAAUCAACAGUCAUAUUUUUUUGGGAAGACAUG